UUAACAAAAUCUGCUGAAGAAAAAUAUAACAUAUUCUAUAUUCAUAUAGUAUCAAAUCAUUUGCAGGAAGAUGAGACGCAUUCGGUGACAUUGUCGGACAAGACGGCCACUCCCCGCUCCAGGCACACCUACGUAGACGACGCCUAUGGCAACAGUCUGCCUCCGGAUCUGCCAUCUUUCCCGGCCCGCGUUCCACCCACCUCCCCUUCCAUGCAGUCAUCCCAGUCCAACACACCGGAUCAAGUCCUUUACGGAAUACGCUCGGCACCACUAGCUAGCCCCGUAUACGCACACAUGACGCCGCACGGCAUCUACGGAACUACCACCAUAUCGGCGGCCACAAACGGCUUCAUGACGCUGCAGCAUCCCAAGGCACGUAACCUGGCGCUAAUUGCUUCCAACAACUCGCGGCAGCACCAGCAAAUAGCUGCCGCUCUUCACCACCAGCAGGCCGCUGCGUCCCCGUUCCUUCCAGCCCCUGUAGUAUACUCGCCGACCACGGCCGUGGUAAUGAAACAGGGAUACAUGACCAUUCCGCGAAAGCCACGUAUUCCCAGUUGGGCUCCCACUAGCGACUUUCAGUCGCCUACUUCGCCCAACCCGAGCGAGACGGGAACAGAGACCACAGCGGAGCUGCAGGCCGAGCCCGUCUAUGACAACCUAGGGCUACGCACCACUGCCGGGGGGAACUCCACGCUAAAUCUACCCAAGGCUCUUGGAGCCCAGGGAGCACAGCAGUUGUACUCGAUGCGCGAUCGUCCCCUUCCCGCCACUCCCAGUCUUACGUCAGUGGUCUCUGCGGCGAAUGGGACCAAGAUCUACGAACCCAUUCACGAGCUGAUCCAGCAACAGCAGCAACAUAUGCAACGGCAGCAUCAACAACCACACAUGUAUCCCUCAGAAACAGAGUCUCUAUCCGGGGGAAAAAACCAUGGGAUUGCUAUAAUUCCGGGUGCCAGUAUUAGUGCAGCUGGCCUGGGUAACUCCACCUGUUUUUCUUCCUCGAUGGUGGCAUCAGGGUCCCCCACUCACUCCAGCGUCGCCAACUCCGCUUCACCGAAGAUUGCAAAGAUACCACCAAGGCCACCACCGAAGCCCAAGAAGAAGAUGUCCGUGACGGCGACGCGCAGGGGGCAGGGCAGUACAAGUCAGCUGUUUGACGACGAGGGCGAGGAUGGCACCGAGAAUUCUGAUGGAAACCAAGUACGCAUGGAUAUGUAUUAUGUGUUGUCUCGAGCUGCNGGAGCCCAGGGAGCACAGCAGUUGUACUCGAUGCGCGAUCGUCCCCUUCCCGCCACUCCCAGUCUUACGUCAGUGGUCUCUGCGGCGAAUGGGGCCAAGAUCUACGAACCCAUUCACGAGCUGAUCCAGCAACAGCAGCAACAUAUGCAACGGCAGCAUCAACAACCACACAUGUAUCCCUCAGAAACAGAGUCUCUAUCCGGGGGAAAAAACCAUGGGAUUGCUAUAAUUCCGGGUGCCAGUAUUAGUGCAGCUGGCCUGGGUAACUCCACCUGUUUUUCUUCCUCGAUGGUGGCAUCAGGGUCCCCCACUCACUCCAGCGUCGCCAACUCCGCUUCACCGAAGAUUGCAAAGAUACCACCAAGGCCACCACCGAAGCCCAAGAAGAAGAUGUCCGUGACGGCGACGCGCAGGGGGCAGGGCAGUACAAGUCAGCUGUUUGACGACGAGGGCGAGGAUGGCACCGAGGUUUAGCUUGACGAUAAACACGACAAUGCAUUGGAAUGGGAAAGGCCCUGUAAACCCGCAGCAGCCAACUGGAGCCUAAACCAAAAAGAAAUCAGCCUAUUCUCCUGCCAGCACAAACACCUGGUGACCAUUUUCACUUGGUUGUUCCGAAACGAACGCUAUUCGCGUGACGUGCGUGCCAAACGACUGAUGUAGAAUUUAGUAAUUAAACCGAUAAGCAUACGACACGCACGAAUAUUCAAAAUCAAACAGGUACUGCAGCUCAGAAACGGAUACAGAUGCAGACAAUACAAAUGAAGCAUAAACUCAACCAAGAAAAUCAAUUUUGUAAAUUUAAAGAAUUCUGAUGUAAACCAAGUACGCAUGGAUAUGUAUUAUGUGUUGUCUCGAGCUGCGGCAGAUCGAAAUAUUUUAGCAUUAUGUAAUCCCAAGUACAGCCCAAAAGUACCCACCAAUACAACCCAAAAAAUACUCUCUUUUUGUUUUGAGAAGUCUAGUUUUGUUGAUGCAAAAAUGAUAAAAAUCAAAAUUCCACACACACAGAAGAAGCAAAAUUUAAAAGAGGCAAACUUUACUCAAA
Molecule: messenger RNA, 2290 nt
Organism: Drosophila guanche
Lineage: Eukaryota; Metazoa; Arthropoda; Insecta; Diptera; Drosophilidae
Exons: 3
Source: RefSeq, a predicted model, not a curated record